This is a messenger RNA of Eufriesea mexicana, 790 nucleotides long. RefSeq names its product ribosomal protein S5a (gene RpS5a). The transcript has 3 exons. Gene Ontology annotation, biological process: translation. NCBI's taxonomy places the organism in Eukaryota, Metazoa, Arthropoda, Insecta, Hymenoptera, Apidae. Gene Ontology annotation, molecular function: structural constituent of ribosome; RNA binding. Gene Ontology annotation, cellular component: small ribosomal subunit. Bases 97 to 744 code for a protein of 215 amino acids. The record is from RefSeq and is a predicted model, not a curated record.
AAGUUCGAUGUAUUUAUUUGACCAGGCUUGUAAGAAAGAGUGAUAUCAAGACAUUGAGAACGUACGAAAUAUAGUCGAAGGUGAAAAACGUAAAUCAUGGCUGACAUGGAAACGUACGACGAUAUAGUGGUACCCACCACAACAUUACCAGUUGCACUUUCCGCAGAAUUACCAGAAAUCAAAUUAUUUGGUCGUUGGAAUUGUGACGACGUGCAAGUGAAUGAUAUGUCGUUGCAGGACUAUAUCGCUGUGAAAGAGAAAAAUGCAAAGUAUCUGCCACAUUCUGCUGGACGUUAUGCUGCGAAACGAUUUCGAAAAGCUCAGUGUCCCAUCGUCGAACGUCUUACAAAUUCUUUAAUGAUGCACGGUAGAAACAAUGGGAAAAAGUUAAUGGCAGUAAGGAUUGUAAAACACGCAUUUGAAAUAAUUCACCUGCUUACGGGUGACAAUCCCUUGCAGGUUCUCGUGACAGCUAUCAUUAACUCAGGACCAAGAGAAGAUUCUACGCGUAUUGGCCGUGCUGGUACGGUUAGAAGGCAGGCGGUAGACGUUUCUCCAUUACGAAGAGUAAAUCAGGCUAUUUGGUUGUUAUGCACCGGUGCUAGGGAAGCUGCAUUCCGUAAUAUUAAGACAAUUGCCGAAUGUUUAGCCGAUGAACUCAUCAAUGCUGCCAAAGGUUCGUCUAAUUCUUACGCGAUUAAAAAGAAGGACGAACUCGAACGUGUCGCUAAAUCUAACCGAUAAAUAUGUUUACACGUGAGAACAUAAAAAUAAAUGAUUUACGUUUAAA